Messenger RNA from Plasmodium berghei ANKA, 2280 nucleotides. RefSeq names its product conserved Plasmodium protein, unknown function. The record is from RefSeq and is a predicted model, not a curated record. Bases 1 to 2280 code for a protein of 759 amino acids. Lineage: Eukaryota; Apicomplexa; Aconoidasida; Haemosporida; Plasmodiidae. The transcript has a single exon.
AUGGAUAACCUUUUUACAAUUAAUAUAGAUCCAGAUGAAAACGUUUGCUUAAAUGACAACAAAAACCAAGAUGAAAUCGCAAAACGAGCAAAAUAUAAGAAUGACAAAAUUGAUUAUAUCGAUGCUGAUAGUUUUGAUUUAAUAUCAUAUGAAAUAAAUGAAAUUUGUAAGGUUGGCAAUUUAGACACAAUAGGCGAAAUAAAUGAUAAUCAAAUUAAUGAAUAUCAAAAUAUAAGAAAAAAAAUUCAAAAAUUUAUUUUUAAAUGCUUUAAAGAAGAUGAUAUUAUAAUCGAUUUUCCUGGUAUUUCUGAAGAUGCAUUUAUUGAACAACUUCAUUUUAAAAAUGUAAAAAUUACAUUAAAAAAAGAUAAAAUCGAUGAAGUAAUUGCAUAUUCAUCUAGAGAGAAAUUUAAAAGAAAUAAGCCAAACGAAUUAAAUAACAGAUACUAUUGUGAUAAAAACAUAUUUGAUGAAAAUGAAAUCGACGAUACAAAUUUUAUAGAUAUGCUUAUUGAAAAUGAUACUUCAAUAGAUAAAAUAAAUUCGGGUAAAGAAAAUGAGGCAAAUAAGGAUAAGGGUUCGAAAAAUGUACAGUAUAAUGAAGGGAAUAACAUAAAGGAAAAUGAUAAAAUUACACAAUAUAAUGAUAAUUCAAUUACCAAAGCAAUUAACUCAUCAAAUGAUUGUAAUAAUGGUAAAAAUGAGACCAUAGAAAACGAAGGAAAUGAUGAAAAAUGUGAUGCUAUAAAAUAUACUAAUAAUACUAUUUAUGAAAAUACUUUGGAACCUUUUAAAUUAAAUAAUAUAAUUUCUGAAUUCGGAAAAAAAAUAAAUAAUUGGCUAAUAAAAUUUCCAGAUAUUGAUUGCGAAAAUUUUUUUUUUCAUUUAUUUUUUUUAUCGGAACUUCAUCGAGAAAAAGGGUCUAUGUGCCACAAUUGUGGUUCACAUAAUAUGGAAAAGUGUUCUACAGUUAGUCAUAAAUGUGAAAACAAUUACUGUUUUAUAUGUGAUAAGCAUAUAAUAGGAUAUCCAUGCCAUAAUACGCGAGUUCAAUAUAAUUAUUUUAGGCCUAAUAUAUUAAAAUCGUUAUAUGAUGCUAAAAAUUUUAAAUAUCCUAAUAAUAUAAUAUCUUGUUUAAAAUGUAUGUCAAAUGAUCAUUAUAUUUGUGGUAGCCCUCCAUAUAUGUUUGCCCAAGAAAGCUAUAUGUUUAGGAAAGAGUUUAGCAGGAAGUUUGAUUAUGCAAAUUAUGUUUAUUUUAGGAAUUCUCGUAAUAUAUGGGAAAUAAAAGAUUCCUUUAAAAAUAUGGCAAAUAAUAAUAAUAACAAUUUGAUGAUAAGGUUUCCAUCACCAGAUUAUGACAGUAAUAAUUGCCAAAAUCAAAUUUAUGCUAAUAAAAAUAGUAUGAAACGACAUAAUAAUAAUAAUGAUGAUUAUAAUAAUAAGAGCAACAUAGUUAGAUAUAUAGAUGAUAAUGAAGAUUUGGCUAAUGACAAAGAUGAAAUGAACAAUGGCAUUUAUAAAAAUAAAAACAAAAAACGUUUUAAGAAUAACAGAAAUAUCAAUAUAUCACGAAUAAAAUAUGUUAGUGAGGAGUAUGAUGAAAGUGAAAUUGGUAAUGAUGAAUAUGAUACUGAGUAUAAUAAAUAUAUUCACAAUGAUAACGCACAAUUAUAUAAAGGAAAAAGGGGCUUUGAUAAUUAUCAUCAUGAAAAUAACAAUAAUUUUAAUUCUAAUAAUAAAAGGAAAAAACGUGCAUAUAAUGAUAAUAAUAAUUAUGGUGAUAACGAUUGGAAUAAUGAAAAUAACAAUAAUGUGAAUGGGUAUAAAAACACGCGUAGAAAUUUAUAUAACAAUAACAGUAAUACUAAUAGGCAUGACAAUAAAAUGAAAAAUAACACUUACGAUAAAAAUACAAACUAUAAUUAUAAUAAAAAAAAAAUUUAUAAUGACAAUAAAAAAUAUGAUAAUAAUAAAAAAGAAAAAAACUCAGGUUAUUAUAAUAACAACAAAGGUGAUAAUAUUAACAAUGAGCCGCUUCUUGGUUUUAAUGGUUUAGAAAAUUACAUGUCACGAAAUAAAAAAAGUUAUGUAUUUUUAAAUAAUAAUUAUACAAAAACAAAUAAAAACAAUUCUUCAAAUGCUUUUAGCAAAAAUUUAAAGAAAAACGAAUAUGCAGGUUCUUCCGGUUAUGGCUUUGCAAAUAAUAAUAAAAAUAACAAUAAUAGUUAUAAGGGAUUAUAUAAAAACGGUAAUUUAAAUUGGGAUCAGCAUCAUAAAUAA